GCAGCAUAUAUUCACCUUCCAUCUAUAGAUUAUUGUACAAUUAUUAGCAUAUAUAUUUCAGCUUGAUCUUUGGAAUCAUUAGCAGAUAUUCAGCAAUUGUUAGCUGAGAUGUAGGAUCGUGUUUUCCUUCCUCAUGUAAUAUAUACUACUGUAAAUGGAGAAUGAAAUGGACAGAGUAGAACAAUUCUCUUCUUCUUACAUGGUAUCAGAGCAGGUUCUCUGCAUAUUUCUAUAAGCAUAUUUCUUCAACGUUUUUUUCUGCAGCUAUGUCAAAUACCACAUCCCAGGCAGCCUCCUCUUUCAUAUCACCAUCCAUUCAAGACAUAUCCUCACCAUAUUUCCUUCAUUCCGCUGAUCAUCCUGGUGCCAUUCUGGUCUCCACUCUCCUUAAUGGUGACAAUUAUCCUACCUGGAAAAGGGCAAUGAAAAUGGCCUUGAAUGCCAAGAACAAAUUGGUUUUUGUCAACGGUUCUCUCUCCAAGCCAACAUCUUCUGUUGCAAAAACUCAACUGUGGGAACGUUGCAGUGACAUGGUCUUGUCAUGGAUUCUCAAUUCUAUUGAUAAAUCCAUUGUUAGCAGUUUAAUCUAUCAUGCUUGCCCCCGUGAUGUCUGGCUCGAUCUUGAGGAUCGGUUUUCUCAAAGCAACAAUCCAAGGAUCUUCAAACUGAAACGAGACAUUGCUACUCUCACUCAAGGCUCCAUGACAAUCUCUGCAUACUUUACAACACUCAAAAGUCAUUGGGAUGAGCUAGCCAUGCUCACUCCCACACCACAAUGCACUUGUGGCAUCUUAACAGAAUUGAAUCACAUGCAAGAUACUGAACGUGUUUUUCAGUUUUUAAUGGGGUUGCAUGACUCAUAUGCUUCGAUUCGUAGCCAAGUUUUGGCUAUGGAUCCAUUACCUCCUGUUAACAAGGUAUAUUCAACCUUGCAUCAAGAAGAGAAACAACGCCUUCUUCAUAUUCCCAGUUUUCCAACUGAGUCUGUUGCUACGAUGGCUCCUCGUCAUCUUUCUCAUCGUUUUGACAGUAAAGGACGAGGGCGUGGGCGUCCAAAAUGUGACUAUUGUGACCGUGAUGGUCACUGGAGAACACACUGUUAUAAGCUCAAUGGAUAUCCCAGCAACAGACCUCAACCUCGUGGAACAUUUGAUAGAACAUCUGGUUCGUCAAAGGCAGCAAAUAAUGUCAUUGGUUCUUCCACUCCAGCUGGUUCCUCAAAAACUGAAAAUGUUGUUACUGGUUCUUCAACUUCUACUGAGAUAGCUAUCCCUGGUCUCACAAGUGAUCAAUACAAUCGGCUCUUGGAAUUUUUAUCACCCGUGAACACCAACUCUGCCAAUUUUGCUGGACCUAUCAACGAGGAAGCUGAUUGGAACGAGUGAAGUACGGGAUGGACUUUACCACUACAAACCUUUAUCUGCCUCUGUUUUUCAUUCUCAACGCAUUCCUGACUCUACUCUUUGGCAUCAACGACUCGGUCACCCUUCUACUUCAAGUAUUCCAACAACUUUAAAUUUUCCAAAAUCACAUUUGCCUUGUGAUGUUUGUGCUAGAGCAAAACACACUCGCUUUAUG
Messenger RNA from Populus trichocarpa (black cottonwood), 1578 nucleotides. RefSeq lists its product as uncharacterized. The transcript has 2 exons. The coding region runs from base 267 to 1385 and encodes 372 amino acids. NCBI's taxonomy places the organism in Eukaryota, Viridiplantae, Streptophyta, Magnoliopsida, Malpighiales, Salicaceae. The record is from RefSeq and is a predicted model, not a curated record.